Messenger RNA from Priceomyces carsonii, 744 nucleotides. RefSeq lists its product as uncharacterized. Gene Ontology annotation, biological process: inositol phosphoceramide metabolic process. Gene Ontology annotation, molecular function: inositol phosphoceramide synthase regulator activity. The coding region runs from base 1 to 744 and encodes 247 amino acids. Gene Ontology annotation, cellular component: Golgi membrane; inositol phosphoceramide synthase complex. The record is from RefSeq and is a predicted model, not a curated record. Lineage: Eukaryota; Fungi; Ascomycota; Pichiomycetes; Serinales; Debaryomycetaceae. The transcript has 2 exons.
AUGGCUUUGAAACUAAUUUAUGUGUUACCUCAAAAAUUUUUGGGUGUUAUUCCACUUUAUAUUGGUGUGGAAUUAAUUUUGGGAGUGGCUAUUCUUAAUAAGGCAGGUGGGGCCUACGGUGUGCUAUCAAUUAUUACUGGACAUCCUAUCAACUUUUUACAAUGGCUAUACAAUUUGUUGGCAUUGUUGGUGUUGCCGUUCUAUAUAUACGGUUUGUCAAAUUUGAGAAAUAGAUCUAAGAAUGUUAAAACAACCUCACUUACGUGCAUGAUUUAUAUCAUAGAUACUAUCGUUGGAUCUUUUUAUACCAUCUAUUUCAUUUACUUUUGGUUCAGUCACGAAGACAAAGCUGUUUUCAAUGAUUCGACAUCCCAAGGUGUGAAUAGGAGAGAACAGGUAGACUAUGGUGAGAAUCGAAUUGAAGAGAGCAAGCUGAAACCUGGAGAACUCUCUUCUGGCUCGGCAUCUCCUGCGAGGGAGCUUUUUGUCACUCUUAGUACUGUUUUGGUAGUCACUACAAUACGAAUCUAUCUGACCUUAGUGAUUCUCUCAUUUGAAAGGGCCCUUUUGAAGCAAGAUUCGAUUUCGAGAAGAUAUGAUAAUGAUUCAAUGUCUGAAGAUCGUCUGAAUAAUUUAUCGUCACUUCAAAAUGAGGAGGGACGGUUGCAUAAGUUGUGGGAGCUAGUAAAUAGGAUGGAAGUCAAAUCAGUCUCAAUUUUACAAGACUUUUUCCAUGGAGCCUAA